Molecule: messenger RNA, 2511 nt
Organism: Candidula unifasciata
Lineage: Eukaryota; Metazoa; Mollusca; Gastropoda; Stylommatophora; Geomitridae
Source: the annotation of a GenBank genome assembly
AUGACAAAAGAUGGAGAGUUUGGACAAGAAGAAAGAAAUUUCCUGGCAACUUCCUCCGAUGGUACGGUGUUACUGGGGAUUCCCCUUGUCUCUGCGAUGGAUGUAGGAUCUCCAGGGGCAGAAGGCAUCAUCAAGAUGGAGGACGACGAGGACCUUGAUGGCCUUGACAAGAAUGAUGUCGAUGAAGAUGUUGAUGUGAAUCAGAUGCUGUCUGUGGUGAAUGCUGGAGGCAAUCUGAUACGAACUAAUCACGCAACACUGGAAUCCCUGCUGUCCACGCCUGUCUCUGGAUCCCAAGUCUUUGCCCAGUCAGAAGGCAUACAGGUGAUCACACUGCCGACAGCCACGGAGCUGAUUGGCCUCACUGGUGAUUUAACGGAGCGGCUGCUCCAUGUGGUUCCCGCAGGGGACCUCAGCAGCUUGGCUACCAAGUGUAUAGGGUUUAUAGCUAUAGCUAACCCUGGUUUACUUUCUCAAGGGAAAGCUGACAUUACUGGGUUCUCGGGUCUUGAAAUGAUACAGACUUCAGAUGUGUCUGAUCUCAGUUCUGCAACGGCUGACAACAUGGCUGCGAUAUUAAUGCCACCCCCACCACCACCCCCAGAUUUACCUUCCAACUGCCCACCUUGGGCCAUGCGGUUGAAGAAAUGUGAGAAAAUAGGUGAUUCCUACAGAGGUUAUGUAGAAACUGAGAUCGACCUUGAUCUAAUCCUGACCCUUCACAAACAACAAACAAACAGCUUCUGGGGAACUCGCCAGUCACCGAGUCCUGCCAAAGCAUCAACACGGCUCAUGUGGAAGUCUCAGUAUGUCCCCUUUGAUGGUAUUCCCUUUGUUAAUGCAGGCAGUCGAGCUGUUGUUAUGGAAUGCCAGUUUGGUCCCCGGAGAAAGGGAACUUUAGGAAAACGUGGGGCAACUUCAAAUGUAAGCAACGAGUUCAAACAGACCUGUCCUGCCAGAAUAUACAUCAAGAAAGUGCGCAAGUUUCCCUCAUAUGCGGUCAACUUAAACAUGGACAAGAAGAGCGUUCGUCUGGCCAUGGAUAAAGCUUUUCAUGAGCUACGAGAACAUGGUUUAGAUUCCUGGGGGGAAGAAAGGUUUUAUGUCCAGCUGCCCACAGAGAAAGCCCAUGACUACCAUGAGGAAUGCAGCAACUCGAGGAUGGACACUUCAUCCUCGGGGCUGGAAGAAUCAUCACUAGGUGGACAUGAGUACCAGCGUCUGCAGCCAGAUGAUAAGAGCUGCGAGAGCCGUAUCCACCCCGUUGUGCUGGAAAAAAUCCGCCGGUUGGUGGCAUCAGGCGAGACCAAGCUGUAUAAUAUUCGCAGACAAUUGAGGAGAUUUGUAGUUCGAGACCUAUUUCAGGUGACAGGACACCUGCCAGAGAGACAUGACUUGACCAUGUUUCCAACAGUCAACGAUUUGAAGAACCAUAUCCACCAGGCUCUCAAGGAUAUUGAGAGUGGUCUUUUGCCAUAUACUCCUCAGAUGGUAAACUUAGAGGUGAUCCAGAGUUGUGAUGGCUCUAACUCAGAAGAAAAGGAUUCCUUGCAAGACGAAAAGCCAGAUAUAACUUCAAUGUGGUCCAGUGGUAACAUCUCAUCUGGUGGUCCCAUGCCGGAGACAGUAACUGUUACUCUGACACAGAAUCCUGAUGAAGAUGGACACCACAUAAUCUCUCGUAUCGAGACCCACUUAAGUGAUGGGACCACGCAGAUCAGCGCGACCUUAACACCAGAGACGGCCCAGCUGUUGUCAAGGUUGCACCCUGGGCUGUUUCCUGCUGGCAGUAUUUUACGGUUAGAUGAAACCACUGAUGAAUCUCCUGAAUCAAAGUCAAUCAACAACCACCUGGGUGUCCUGGAAAUGUCUGAAGCUUCACCAUCAGAGGACCACCCUCUCUCUUCCAGUCAGGACUCCUCAACGGAAGCAGCUGUGCAUGUAAUAGGAGAGAUGGACUCAGCUCACCUAACCAGCAUGGUGGCCACAGACUCUUCUCACAGCAUCUCUGGGAUGAUCGACUCUGACAUGGCAACAAGCAUACUAGUCAGCUCCGAACCCUCUCACUCCAUGUCCACCAUAAACCUCCACCACAACCCCAGCCAACACAUAUCAGGACUGAUAGACUCUGAUUCUACUAAUUUGGCCACUAUUAUCCAAAGACAAGCCCAGCAUCACAUUGCAGGGUUAAUUAUCCCGGGAACAGGCUUGUCGGUCAUCGGUGCCGUCGACCCGGGAGCUCUCUCGGAUAUGGUUACUGUUACCCAUUCAGAUGCGAUAACUCUGUCUGCCGAUGAUGGUGUCCACUCCAUGGAUCUGGUGUCUGGGGAUGGUGUCGGUGCCAGCCUGAGCCUUGUCGGGGACGUAUGUGAGCAGUUGAUUCCCAAGUCAGACUUGGAUGACCAAGACGACAGCCAUGAGAAGUUGAGUGAGGACAAAUUAAUACUCCAUAUAACACCAGAUGAACAAAUUGGCAUGACAAGACUGGAGAACAAAGUCUCUGACUUAUAG